AAACAGCAUUCAGAGAUUCAGACUAAAAUGUUUUGAGAGAAACCUGCACGUCAUUAGAUUAAAACUUAAACGUGAUUUGUCCACUUAAUAACUAAUAAGGAGAGAUAAAUGCCCUCAUGAGUCGGUGGUCAUGAUAUUACACUGUUAUUGAGGACGUUCGGCGCUCAGAAGCACAGCAAACCUGUUUAUCCAGUGCACGCGCACAGCGCUUAAUCUGUUCGCGCGUGCACUGCGCAUUUCACACCGGAAUGUCAAAGACAGUGAGAUAUGAAGGCUGAAUAUGAAUCUGUAGUGACAGGGCUGUUUGUAUGAAGUAUACAGGGAUUGUUGCUGAUCUCUGACUCACUGAGUUCUCAUGAUGAAUCUUGUUCUGGGAGGCGCUUGAACGCCUCAAAGCUCCGAGAAGCCCGCGCUGUAGAAAGACAGAGUCUGUUUCCGGGUGCAGGUGCUGAGGAGCAGGUGAGGAGCAGGUGAGGAGCAGGUGUGGAGAUGAUUCCUGUGAAUGAGUUCCGGAGCAUCACGUCCGAGCAGAACCCACAGUUCCGGGUCCUGAAGCCCUGGUGGGACGUCCUGUCUGAGUAUCUGGGCAUCACCAUGCUGAUGAUCGGGGUGUUCGGCUGCACGCUUCAGCUGACACAAGACAAGAUAUCUUGCCUGCCGAACCGAUUCACGGAUCUCUCCGGCGGAGACCGAGACUGCAGUCACCUGCGGCAGGACAAGGAGAACGAGAGUCUGUGGGAGUUCGCCAUCACCAAACAUCUCGGUCCAAACGUCGUGGAGGUGUUCGGACGGAAGAACGGCCUGGAUAUCCACCAGUACGAGUUCGUCAACCACUUCUGCUACGAACGGGCCGUGCACUGGUACGGAAAGUACUUCCCUUACCUAGUGGUCAUCCACAGCAUGAUCUUCAUGGUGGCCAGCAGCUUCUGGUUCAAGUUCCCAGGAACGUCAUCUAAGAUCGAGCUGUUUGUGAUCAUACUGGGGAAGUGCUUCGACUCUCCCUGGACCACGAGAGCCAUCAGCGAAGUCUACGAAGAGCGGCGAGAGGAGAGGAUGGUCGUGUGGAGGAAGAACACAAUGACCAAAUCAGCCGCAGACAACAACGACGACAUGGUGUCUCUGAUCCGAUCUUCCAUAAAGUCCAGCUCGGAGCAAAAAUCAGCAGAACCGCAGCCGACCGCGUCGCUCUUGGAUAAGAAAGAAGGCGAGCAGGCCAAGGCCCUGUUCGAGAAAGUCCGGAAGUUUCGGACGCACGUGGAGGAGGCGGAUCUGCUUUACUUCAUGUACGUGCUGCAGACGGUGCUGAAGGUCUUCAAGUUCGCUCUCAUCACCGUUUACAGUAUUGCUCUGGUGCCCAACAUCCAGAUCGUGGUGAUGUGCUCGGUGCCUCCAGAUCUGACGGGGUUCAGUGCGUUCUGCUGUAACUACAAUAAAGCACAUCUGUUCUCCAAAUUAGCCUACUGCUACAUAUGCUUCGUCGGAGUGUACGGACUGCUGUGCGUUUAUUCGCUUUAUUGGCUGUUUCACCGACCGCUGAAAGAGUAUUCCUUUGAGGCGGUGCGCUUGGAGACGGGAAUAAAUGACAUCCCAGAUGUUAAAAAUGACUUUGCGUUUCUCCUGCACCUCAGUGAUCAGUACGACGCCCUGUACUCCAAACGCUUCGCCGUCUUCCUCUCGGAGGUCAGCGAAUGCCGCUUACAGCAGCUCAACCUCAACUAUGAGUGGACGGCCGAUAAACUCCGCGCUCGUCUGUCACGCAACGCCUCCGAGAGGCUGGAGCUCCCCCUGUUCCUGCUCCCAGGGUUACCGGACACUGUCUUUGAGAUUCCUGAGGUCGAGUCGCUCAAACUGGAACUGAUCAGUAACGUGACGGUCCCCGGAACCAUAUCACAACUUCCAGCCUUACAGGAGAUCGUGUUGAUCCACAGUCCGGCCAAGCUCCAGCUGGCGGCCCUCAGUCAUCUGCGUGAGAACCUGAAGGUUCUGCGCUUGGGCUUCGAGGGCCCGGAGCAGGUGCCGCUGUGGAUGUACACCUUACAGAGCCUGGAGGAGCUUCACCUGAGCGGCGCUCUGAGCAGCGAGCUCUCCCGCGGCCCGGCGCUGGACUCUUUACGUGAGCUGAAGAACCUGCGCGUGCUGACCUUACGCUGCAAGCUGACCAAGAUCCCGCCCAGUGUUGUGGAUGUUUCCGGGCAGCUCCUGCGACUGAGCGUUCACAACGAGGGGACCAGGCUCCAGGUCUACAACAGCCUGAAGAAGCUGGUGAACCUGAGCGCUCUGGAGCUGACGGGCUGCGGUCUGGAGCGGAUCCCCAGCGCCGUCUUCAGCCUGUCCCUCCUGCAGGAGCUGGACCUUCGAGAGAACCGGCUUACCACCGUGGAAGAGGUCUUGAGUCUGCAGCACUGUCGCCGCCUGACCAUCCUCAAGCUCUGGCACAACGACAUCUCCUACAUCCCCGAGCACAUCAGCAAGCUCCGCGCCCUGGAGGUGCUGGACCUCAGCUGGAACAAGAUCCGCAGUCUUCCCCCGCGCCUCUGUUACUGCACCAAACUCCGACACCUGGACCUUUCCCACAACCAGCUGGCGUCUCUGCCCGCGGAGAUCGGCAUCCUCCAGUGCCUGCAGUUCCUCUCGGUGGCCUUUAACUCUCUGGAGAGUCUCCCCGAGGAGCUGUUCUCCUGUAAGAGGCUGAAGGUGCUGGCGCUGGGGAAUAACAGCAUCUCCUCGCUGUCUCCGCGGGUCGGGAAUCUGGCUCAGCUGGUUCGGCUGGAGCUGAGGGGAAACCGGCUGGAGUCUCUGCCUGCGGAGCUCGCCGACUGUCUCUCGCUCAGACUGGCUGCUGUGAUCGUGGAGGACAGUCUGAUGGACCUUCUGCCUCCAGACGUGAAGCACAGGAUGAAGCAGAGAUAAUCACAGCACUGGAACGCCGCUCUUAUGCUUUGAACAAAUAUAGCUGAUUUACUUGAUGACACUGAUGAUAUGAGUUCAGUAACAUGCACUGAUUACAGCACAAUCCUGUCUUCACAUAUAAGUGACAGUCACUGUGUGUGAAGCACUGAACUUUCACCAGACAGACUCGAUUGACCUGAUGCUCCGUCCGGAUCCUGGACAGCUACCUUCAGUUCAGAUCCAACAAUUAUCAAGUGUUCCUGGAGAUUUUCAUUCUGUGCUUCAGGUGUUUGAUUAGGGUUGGACCUGAAAUUUUGCUAUAGGGGAAUUUUAACAGUAACACCAUGGUUGUUGAUUGAUGGUUAAUGCUUUUUGCUGAAGCCAUCAGCACUUAAUAUUUAAACUUUUUCUUAGGAGUCAUGUUUAACAGUGGACUUCUUUGUAAAAAAAAAAAAAAAAAAAAAAAACCUUAAUUUACCCUGAUUCUGCAAAGAAAUCUUGACACCAAUCAGUGAAUCACAUUGAAAGAGCACUUUAGCUCCGCCCACUCUCCCAUGAAGCACUGCGGGUGACGUAAUAGCCUCGCCACGCUCUUUCUGCAUAUGUGCUUAUUUUGCUAUAAACAUAAAAUAUGUUGUUUAUAUUUGCACAAUUAACAUCUUUAAAUCAACAGUUUUAGUAUUUUUUAGUUAGAUUGUCAUUCACAGUGGUUCAUGAGAUUGUAGUUCUUUCCUUCAUUAAAGUCGUUAAAUACACAGUCUU
This is a messenger RNA of Cyprinus carpio (common carp), 3651 nucleotides long. Its product is annotated as volume-regulated anion channel subunit LRRC8E-like. Gene Ontology annotation, molecular function: protein binding. The record is from RefSeq and is a predicted model, not a curated record. The coding region runs from base 490 to 2910 and encodes 806 amino acids. The transcript is spliced from 3 exons. Lineage: Eukaryota; Metazoa; Chordata; Actinopteri; Cypriniformes; Cyprinidae.